Molecule: messenger RNA, 1956 nt
Organism: Oikopleura dioica
Lineage: Eukaryota; Metazoa; Chordata; Appendicularia; Copelata; Oikopleuridae
Source: the annotation of a GenBank genome assembly
AUGCAAAGGGGGAGCAUUGAGAAUUCCCGGAAUUCAAUUUCAAUUAGUAGUCAGGCUUCAACAGUUUCGUAUAGCUCGUCGUUCCCACCCUCUCACUGGCCGGAUGCGCAAGACUUGCCAAAGCCGCCAACUCCGUCCGAUUUGGACGAGACGAAUGUCAGAGAGAGCUUUGUACUCGUCCUAGUCACUGGAGGAACCUUGUGCAUGGUCAAGAAUGAGAGUGGUGCGUAUGAGCCGCUGAAAGGAUACCUGGAAACCGCAGUACCGGAGAUCAACCUACUGCACGAUGAGAAAUAUUUCCAAGAGAAUCUGAAUGAGAGAGCGGGGAAGAAUACCUUUGUGCUUCCAGAAAUGAAGGAUGAGAUUGGAGACACUAAACGAGUGGUUUAUACAAUUUACGAGUACGACCCGCUGAUUGAUUCGUCCAACAUGAGCUACUUGGAAUACAGGCAACUUGCCGCGGACAUUUUCUCCGUCUACGAGCAGUUCGACGGAUUCGUCAUUGUCCACGGAACUGAUACGAUGUCCUACACAGCUUCAGCGCUCAGUUUCAUGAUGGAAGAGCUAGGAAAGCCAGUCGUAGUUACAGGAGCGCAAAAACCAAUGGCAGAAAUGAGAACGGACGCAAUCGACAAUCUCCAAGGAGCUCUUGUCAUCGCUGGAACCCUGAUCAUUCCAGAAGUCGGCCUCUACUUCAACCGCCGCCUGUUUCGGGGAAAUCGGGUGAUGAAAACGGACGCGCAAGAUUUUCACGCUUUCUCGAGCUACAAUAUGGAGCCGCUGAUAAAAAUGGGGACAGAGAUCAACUGCAACUGGGAUCUAAUUUGGCGAAGUCAGAAGCCCACGAAAUUUUCCAUCUCGCACGGGUGGAAUCCGAAUGUCGCGCUGUUGAGGAUCUUUCCAUCGAUAACUGCCACCACAGUGCGCAGUUUUCUCCAGCCACCGAUUCGCGGGGUCGUUUUUCAAUCAUAUGGCGCUGGAAACGGGCCAAGCAAUCGAGAGGAUAUCAUAAAAGAGAUCAAAGUGGCAAUCGCGAGGGGAGUUUUCAUCGUCAUUAUUUCCCAGUGCCAGACUGGAAUCGUUUCUAGCGCUUAUGCAGCUGGAGCUGCUUUUGCCCAAGCUGGCUGUGUUCUUGGAGCUGACAUGACUCCUGAAGCUGCCUUGGCAAAACUAAGCUACGUUCUUGGCUUGGAAGGUCUAACUGCUUCUCAGCGAAAAGAACUUCUGGAGACGAAUAUUCGCGGCGAGCUCACACAGGCCGACAUUGCCAAAUUCAGCCUUUCGAAUUCAUCCUUUUUGCAAUCUGUCGCAGACGCGAUGAAAGUUUCCACCGAAGCAGAAAUUCAACUUAUCAAAGCGUCCUUAUUUCCGUGCUUGCUUUGCUCUGCCGCGAAGGAGGGCAACUUUGAGUCGAUCAAAAAACUGAAGGAGGAUGGUGGAGAUUACUCGAUGACGGACUAUGAUGGCCGUACGCCUCUGCAUAUCGCUGCCGCAGCAGGACACGAUUUGCUGGUGGAAGAAAUGCUUCUUGACGGCUGCCCAGUUCACAAGAAAGAUCACACUGGUGCCACUCCACUGAACGAAGCGAUAAAAAACAAGCACUUUCAAAUCAUCGAAAUGCUCCGCAACGCUGGCGCCGUUCUUAAGUGCUCCCAGCAACAGACGUGCAAUGAGUUGAUGAUGAACGUCGUUGGAAACGAUUUGGAUGCAAUAACUGCCUGGCAUGCUGGCGGAGCAGACCUGGACGCGGCGAAUUAUGAUGGAAGAACUGCCCUGCAUAUUGCUGUCGCGAGAGGGAUGGAAGACAUCGUUCGCUUUCUGAUCUCGCAAGGAUGCGACCCGGAGAGAAAAGACAACUUUGGUCGAACGCCGAUGAUGGAAGCGAGCGGCAAAGAAGAAAUUAUUGAGCUUCUUGAGUGGGGCAUGUCGAUGAAAGACCCACCCGCGGAAACAUGA